AUGAACACCCAAAGGGCUUCCCUCACCGUGAACACCCAAAGGGGUUCCCUCGUCCCCCGGGAUGUGGGUAGCCCGGGGAAAGACAUGCAGCUGCGGGUGAUCCCGGCUGAGGUGAAGUUCCUGGACACGAUGGCCGGGAGGGUGUACCGCCUCCCGAUUACUGUGCAUAAUCUUGGCCGCUGGAACCAGAAAAUCCGAUUUAAGGAACCCAUCAAGCCACAGUUCAAACUGAUAUUGACCAGUCUGGAUAAAGAACUUGCUUCUGGCCUUCAGAUGACAGCUAUGGUGGAAUAUCAUCCUGAUAAAGAUGAAGACACUUUUGACCGACUACUUAUUUCAAUAGAAAAUAAAACAACAGAAAUUCCUCUAAUUGGGUUGAUUCCAUCCUGUAAAUUGGAAAUUGAAUCAGUAGUUAAUUUUGGCACAUUGGUUGCCAAUAGUAAAGUGUAUUCUAAAGAGGUUACUAUCAAAAACCGUGGCAAAGCUCCAGGCAUAUUUAAGACAGAAUACUGCGGCCAAUUACCCAUCCUCAUUUUUCCAACUAGUGGUAUUGUGGAUGCUAAGUCAUCAGUGGUUAUUAAAGUAGAUUUCUGUGCAGACUACCCAAGAAUUGUAGAUGAAGAGGCAAUAGUGAUUUUGCAAGGUCAACCUGAGAUUCUCUUGAGUAUCAAAGCUCAUGUGGUUGAGCAGAUUAUUGAAUUAUUAAACAUGAGUAGAGACAGAAGGCUGGAAUACAUACAUUUUGGUCCUGUUUUCUUCGGAUCAUCAAAAAUUCAACAUGCACGUAUACACAAUAAUAGCCCAGAGCCCAUAAAUUGGGUGGCCAUAAUACAAGAUGAUGCCAUGGGAGAAGAAAUGGGUACAGAUACUCGACAAAGAACAGAUAUUGCUUUAAAUAAUCUCACCUACAUAAGAAAAAUAAAGAACAUAGAUACUACUACCAUUAUCUCCUGUCUUCCUAAUGAAGGGACUUUACAACCUUAUCAAAAGACUGUAAUUACAUUUUGUUUCACCCCAAAGCUAAUGGCUGAUGGUAAAAAGGAUAUUGGACCUUCAUACAGGCAGGACUAUGCUCUCUUUUUGAGAUUUGAGUCCGUAGGAAGUAAAGAUGGAUUUUUGAGAGAUGAUGACUAUAAAACCAUCAAAAGUGAACGAUUUCAGAAAAUGGAACUAGCACUGACAGGCACAGGACUUCCUGUUUUACUACAGUUUGAUCCAGGACCAGUUCUUAAUUUUGAACCUUGUUUCAUGGGUGAACGUUCAGAAAUUCAGUGUAUCAUAAAAAAUCAAUGUGAAUUACUUCCUCUGACGUACCACUUUGAAAAAACUGCAAAUUUUAAAAUUGAUCCUGAAAAGGGCGAGAUUAAUGAAGGGGGUAUGGUGGAUGUGAUGUGUUCAUUUGUUCCACAUCAACUUGGAGUCUUCAAAGUGAAGCAGAAGAUAGAGAUUAUUGGUUUAGUGGCAGAAGAAGAUUUGCAGUCUUUAUCGAUAAAACCUUUCCAUCACGUAUAUUUAAAUUUCAACAGCAUCUGCAAAGCUUCCACCAAGAAAGUUGUGAUGAAAUUUGAUGCUGGUAUGUUGCCUUUGAUCCGUAAUCCCAUGGGAAAUUUUGUGGUCAAAGACUUGGCAAAACGCAAGAAUUAUGCACCUGUUGCAAUGCUUCAAUCAGCCACGCCACGCACUCACAAUCAUCACUCAUGUGAAGAGCCGGUGAAGGAUGUGCUGUUAGCCUUUCCCAAUGACCGAGCUGCAACUAUCAGGUCUAAAGACCAUGAUAAACAUUUCAGGCCAAUUUUCACAAAAGUUCCAAGAUUUGACUAUGUGAAUCCUGAUUAUGCAUAUACUACACUUGAAAAACAGCAAAAGAAAUUACAUGAAAACUAUUAUGCAAUGUAUCUUAAAUAUUUAAGAAGUGCGCGCUUGCAGAAGAAACAAGCAGAGAGGGAGCACAUGUAUUCAUAUGAUGAUACAGACAUAGGCUUAGAGCCAGGAUCAGGUCUAAAGUCACCCUCACUCUCAGAAGCGGAAAUAAAAGAGGAGCUGUCUUCAGCAGCGAAUUCAAUCAGAGCUAAUAGAUUGUUAACCACUAGGAGUAUAGCAUCCCAGGAGGAAGAGUCCCUGAGAAGAAAGGUUCACAAGGGACUUAAAUCAGAACCAUCCACACCACAGGAAAAACGUGAUUGCAGCUUAAUUUUGACACCAAAGCAAAUUCAUCAAGUAAUUGUUGGGCCUUCUGUCCUUAACUUCAGUAAUAUUUGUGUGAACUCUCCAAAUACUCGUCUACUUCAUGUUGUUAAUAUGCUACCUAUGCAUGUUUUGCUCCAGUUAGAUACUACUUUAGAAGAACUUCGGAAGACCAACCAAUUUUCAUAUGUGAUUCCACCUACAUCCAGUACUUAUAUUUCAAUGGUAUUUGAAUCUCCCACUGUUGGAAAAUUUUGGAAGUCUUUCACCUUUACAGUGAACAACGUACCCAGUGGACACAUCCUAGUGAUGGCAGUUGUCCAGCUAGUAACACUUGAGCUAUCUUCUAAUGAGCUAGUAUUAAGACCACGAGGCUUCUUCAUGAAAACAUGUUUUCGGGGGACAGUUAGAUUGUAUAAUCAUCAGAAUUGUCGUGCUCAGUUUCAAUGGCAACCCGUAAACACAGGAAGAGGGAUAGCAUUUUCUAUUUGUCCAGCUAAAGGCAAUGUUGAAGCAUACUCCUCACUGGAAUGUGAAGUAACAUGGCAGCUGGGCUUCAAUUCUCCAGAAAAAGGAGAAUUUAUUCUUCAUGUCUUUCAAGGCAAUGCAUUGAAGCUAAAAUGUGUUGCACAUCUUGGUCGCACCAAAGUAUUACUUUUGCAGCCAAGGAUACUCUUUAGUAAUUGCCCUCAAGGUUUAACAACUUGGAGGAAAGCCAUUCUUCAAAAUGUAGGACAAAACCAUGCUUAUUUCAAGGUUUGUACUCAGAGUCUUUUGCCUACCAUUAAUAUUAUUCCAUCGCAAGGAAUAGUUCCAUUUGGGGGAAUAACUGCUCUCAAUAUCUCCUGUAAACCCACUGUGGCAGAAAAGUUUGAUACAAGAGCAAAGGUUGCUAUUCGUCAUGCGAAUGUUAUAGACCUUAGGAUUGGUGGAUCUGCUGAAAUUGCUGAUGUAGAAAUCGAUCCUGAUGUAUUUAAUUUCAGUGGCGCCUAUAUUGGUGGUACCCAGAUUAUUCCAUUUGUAAUAAAAAACAAAGGUAUAACACGUGCCAGAGUGGAGUUUAAUCUAAAAGACUUUCCAGAUUUUUCAAUGGAUCUUAAAGACAAAUCAGAAGAAUUUAAAGACCCUGCAGUUCCUUAUAUAUAUUCUUUGGAAUUAGAGGAAAACACAUCUCUGGAAUGUGGCAUAACAUUUUCUCCCAAACAAGUGACAAUAAUUAAAUUUAUCAUUCAAGUUCAGAUUAAUUUCUUUGAGUCUUCAAAGCUCUACACUAAAUAUUUGUCCGGUUCUCCUUCGAAUCCAAAAACAGUACCACUGAUCCGACCAUGUUAUGUUCAAGCUACUGCACUGCAAUCACCAUUGAACUUAUCUAGUACUAAGUUUGUAUUUGAAAUCCCUUUACAUGAGAUGAAUCCUAAUAACAAGGUCACAAAAACUCAGAAUCUUGUUUUAUAUAAUAUUACCAAACACCAUGUGACAUGGACUUUGGAUCUUAGUAAUACUGGCAAACUUUUCAAAGAUGGCACAUUCAAGUUCAGUGUACUGAAUGGGAUUAUACGACCAAAUGCAAAGUAUAAUGUUUCCAUAAAUUUCUGUCCAAAUUGUCCUGGAAGAUACACAGCAGAUAUUCCUAUGUUUUUGAAUGAUAUUCCUGUUUGCUAUAAAAUGUUAUGUCUUACUGGAGAAGUAAAAUCACCAGAAUUAUUGUUUGACCCUCCAUUUAUAUUUUUCACUCCUGUUCCUUUGGAUGUAACAACUGUGAUGGAUAUUAACGUUUUACCUCAAAACUAUUUCAGAAAUUCAACUGUAUGUGUCCAGAUUCCCACAGUAAGGCUUCUUGAUGGUGAGGAGAUUCACCCUCUUUCCGUGAAAUUUCCAAAAGGCAGAGUCAUCCCAGGCUCUCACAGUGGAAUUAAUAAUAAGCUCACUUGCCACCUCAGUUUCAAGUCAUCUAAACCUGUGUCAUUUUUUACCGAUCUUCUUUUCUGUGAUGACAGAAAAAACUGGUUUUCACUUCCAGUUACUGCAACAGCAGAAAACUGCAUUCUUACUAUUUACUCAUAUAUGGCAAUUCAUCUGGAUAAGCAAAACAUUAUUUUAAAGAAUGAUAAGGAUGAAUAUCUUAGCAAGACUAGAGAUGGUGUUUUGCCUCCCUACCAGGAUGCUAAAUCACCCCGUCCUGCUUCAGUUAAAAAGACACACACCACUAGCAAAUUCAAUGAUGCUGAACCUGCAAAAGGAAACUUAUUUAUUGGAGUGGAAGUACUGCCUGAAAAUUUGCACUUGGAUGAAAGUGAAACAUCAAAGGAAGAUGAUGGAUCUAUGGAAAAGGAAAACUAUGAACAAUUCCUUUCUCUUGAAGAAGGAACAAAGGCACACUGCUUUUUUGAGAAGGUUGUAAAUGCAGCACAGACCUGGUUCAGUCUCUUUGGCUGGCCUGAAGGACCCCAUUCUUUUUCUAUUCCAGAGACUAUAAGAAGGGAUGUAUAUAAAAUGCAACUCUACUCAUCAACCUCGCCACCCCAAAAGUUUUCCAGACAGAAUGACUUUUCCAAAUUUAAUAAGACUAUUUAUGAUGUGCUGCUCCAUUUGAGUGGAAAAAUGCCACCUGGAAUUAAUUCAAGUCAAUCUUUACCCGUAGAUAACCAUGAAAAAAGGGUAAUUCAACUUCAUUUGCAACAUUCUUCACUUCUGGACUUUCUCAGUGCUCAAGGAGGAUGUAUUUCACAUAUCCUGCCAGAAUUUUUGCUUGAACCAGAAGAUUAUAAAAGGUGGAUUGAAAUUAUGUCUUCCACUAAUACGAUGCCCGAGAGUUCCUGUACACCUAAGAAAAAAUGUUCUAUUGUUAUAGAAAUGUCUAAAUUUGAAACCUGGAGUAAACGGGCAUGGACAGAUGUAUUUCUACAGACAUACAAGGUUUUUGUUCUAUCCCGUGUAGUACCAUACUGCAGCAAUAAUAUGCCCCCCAACUAUGUGCAAAAUACAGCAAAAGUCAAUCCUUGUUUUGCAUCCAGCAACAUAUAUUCUGAUUCUGAAAGAAUUUUGCUUAGUUGGAUGAAUGUAAAUUAUGAGAAUACUCGACAUGUGAUAUGGAAAAACUGUCACAAAGAUGUUAUCCCUUCUGAGAGAUGGAUAGUAAAUUUUGAUGAAGAUCUUUCAGAUGGUCUUGUUUUUGCAACACAAUUGGGGGCCUAUUGCCCAUUCUUGAUUGAGUCUCAUUUUAUAAAUAUGUACACACGGCCAAAAAGUCCUGAAGAGUAUCUGCACAAUUGCCUGAUUAUUGUAAAUACUCUUUAUGAAAUUGGCUUUGACAUGGAAAUACAGGCCACAGACAUCUGUGACCCAAAUCCAAUCCUAAUGCUCAUGCUUUGUGUCUACAUGUAUGAAAGGCUCCCUACAUAUCUUCCUAAGAAGGUGGUGCCCUUUGAUUGUGCUCUACAUGACACGGCGCUGAAUAAGAUUCUACUGAAAAAUUCCAGCUUGCAAAACUUAGUGUAUAAUGCUAGAAUUGUUGGAAGAGAUGCUGCUGACUUCUCCCUCUCCCAAAAAGGGAAUGUUGUGACAAUUUCUCCAAGAAACGAAAUUAAUGUCACUCUGAAAUUCACCAGUCGCUUUCUUCGUCCUGCUGAAGCUUCACUACUAUUAAUUUCAAAACCCAAGAAUGCAGUAAGAGGAAUUACGAUGACUUUUGCUCUUAAAGGCAAAGUCCUCGAUUUUAAAGCCAUUGACAUUAUAAAAUGUGAAAGCCCAUGUUACCAAUUUCAUGAAUUCACUGUGAAUGUGAAAAACUCCUUCCAUACUGCUGGGGACUUCAAUGUUAUUUUGGUGGAAUCCUCAACAUUUGUCUCUUCGCCAUCAAAGUUAACUGAAUCCAGGCAAUACCCAAAACAUGAUGAUGACAUCAGUAGCAGUGGGAGUGACACUGAUCAGGGCUGUUGUGAUUCCCCAAAUCUCUUACAUACCUCAAUUAAGUCCACUUUUAUCAGAGAGUUCUUCUGCUCCAUGAAUACUGUUCACCUGGGAGUGAAAGGAACUUCAAGCCUAGAGCUCCGCUUUCUUCCCUUUAACAUGCACGUGCGCUACUGUGUCAUCAUCUUGAGCAAUAAAAAGAUUGGACAAUUAGUAUAUGUUGCAGAAGGAAAAGGUAUGACCCCCUUGCCUUCCAGUUGCCUUCCAAUGAAUCCUUCUUCAAGUCCGGUUUAUUACAGCAGUACUCGAGAAGAAGGGCCUAAUAAGAAAUACCCAGUUCUAUAUUUUAAUUGCAAACUCCAUCGAAUCCAGUAUAUGGACCUUAAAUUGCCAAUGACUAAUGAAGCCAAGGAAAAGGCUUUGGCUUUUGCAGCACAGCAAGAGAUGUCGAGUAUUGAGUAUGAGCGAAGGUUGAUCACAGGCACUCUGGAGAGCAGUAGUAUCCGUGUGGCCAUCGCCCUCCUGGGACUGACCAAGAUCGAGACUCUUAUGCUCUUUCAUAUCUCAAAGUUGAGGAAGCCUAAGACCGUUUCAUACACAACAGAAGUGAGCCUUCCAGAAUAUUUUUAUAUCCCCGAGAAAAUCUACAUUCCUCAGAUUCCAGAACCUCGAGUAAUUAAACUUUCAAAAGCAAAAGCUUCAGAUGGAUCUGUACCACUUCCUUUGCAAUUUCUUCCUCUCCAUCCUGGACGCUACCCUUGUAAAAUUUUAUUGAAAUCAAGGUAUGAUGUGCGUGCCUAUUAUGUUGAAGGUAUUGUGAAUGAAGAACAACCAGAGGCCACAUUUGAGUUUGAAACACCAGCAUUUGAAGCCCUUACUCAGAAUAUUCCAGUAAAAAAUCAAACAAAUGAUAAAUGUACAUUUCGAGUUACUAUAGAAGGAGAAUGGUUUUGUGGACCUGUUGAUUUACAUGUUGGACCAGGUGAAAUUGUGCAGUAUCCUCUCACAUUCAAACCUAUUUUUGAAUGUGUCAUUACGGGUAAACUUAUUCUACAAAAUGUAGUAGAUGGUAUGGAGCACAUCUUUGACAUAAAAGGGGUUGGAAAAAAACCUUCAGCCUUGGAACACAUUACUGUGGAAUGUCAAGUGGGGAAUGUGACACAAAAACAUAUAACAUUGCCUAAUUUGACAAAUACUGCCCUAACAUUUAAGGUAACUGCAGAUCUUCCGAUAGUGUGGGGAAAUCCACAAAUUACCGUAUACCCUUAUAAAGAAAUUCUGUACCUGAUUAAUGUGCGCCCUUGGAAACGUGGUAUAUUGAAAGGUACAAUCACAUUUUCUACUAUAAGAAGGAAAUGUGAUGAUUGUGAGGAUGACACAGAUCAAGAUCAAGCACUCUCCUGUCUUGAUUCAAUAACAGAACAAUCUAGCAUUUUUUAUGAUGCAGACACGUAUGAUUAUUUUAACAAUUUAAGAUUCUGGUAUAAUCUUGAGAUCCAUAGCACUCCUGGACCACCCACAGACAUUAUGGAACUGACAUGUAUUGCUCUGGACAGCACUUGCAUUGAAAUACCUCUCUCUAAUCCAAAAGAUAGAGCUCUUCACUUAGAUGUGCAGUUAACGAGUGCUGCCCUUAAUGGUGAUAAUGAAAUUAUCCUGAGUCCACUAGAGUGCACCAAAUAUAUUGUAUGGUAUUCUCCAGCAACUACAGGCUGUAGCAAUGAAAGCAUUAUUUUUCAGCCUGAAAUGGCUGAAGAGUUCUGGUAUUUACUGAAAUUAACUAUUGAAUUACCAAAACCAACCACAAUGCCAGAAAUACGGUGCGACCUUGGCAAGCAUGUCACUCAGAUCAUUCCCUUGGUUAAUCAUACACAUGAAACCUUAAUAUUGCACGCAACAAACAGUAAUCCUGAUAAUUUUGUCCUGGAUAUUAAUGGAAAAUCACAACGGAUCAUAUCUCCUCACUCCACCACAGACGUACCUGUUCUCUUUUAUCCUUCUGCACUUGGAAGAGCUGAUCAUCAAGCUUGCAUCAACUUCUACUGUACUCAGUUUACAGAAUGGAAAUUCUACUUAUCUGGAGUAGGACUAUUUCCCCAGCCUCUAGACACGAAAAGAAUAACCACACGCAUUGGUCUUCAGUCAUCUAUUGUUAUACCUUUCAAAAAUCCCACAACGGAAGAUGUCCUCAUUGAUAUCAAACUGACAAGUGUGGAAUAUCCCAGGAAUCUUGUCAUUGAUCAUUCCUGGAAUAGCUUCAUCUAUGAGAGUCCUGCCUUCAGAUUUAGUUCUGUGAGUGAAAUACAAGGAACUACACUGCCUCCUAAAGGAAAUGUAGAUAUCUCAUUGUUAUUUAUACCCAAAAUUAUGAAAUUACACAAAACAAUGGUUAUUAUUGAGAUGAAAAAAGCAAAUGGAAAAUAUUGGCCUAUUGACAAUUUUGAUGAGUUGGAUGUAGAAUCUAAAAGUAUUAUGGGAAUCGACAGCGAAGAAAUCCAAGCAAUACACUGGAUAUACCCUAUUGUUGGACUCCCACUAGCACCACCUCCUAAAUCUCCUCCAAUUGUCAUACAAUGUCAGUCGAGGAAGCGGGUAGAAGAGAAGGUGGAAGUCAUACUGAAUGCUAGUUUUUUCGGACUUAGUCCUACUCCAGAACUGACAGAAGUUUUAGUGAUUCCGAGAAGAACUUCACAUUCUUUUUGUGAGGAUCCCAAUGAAACUCCUAAAAUACAUGAAUUUGAGUAUGAAAUUCAGUUUGAAUCUGAAGCUAUGAAGUCUAAGUUGGAAUCCUGUGUAGCUAUAUAUUUGAUUGAUAAAUCUUAUGAUGUUACGGCUGAAAGGGUAACAUUUAUCUUCAAUCUGGUAUUCACACCAAAGAAACCAUUAAGGUCUCAUAUAACAUUGAAAAUACAGUGCAUAACAGAAGGGAUCUGGAAGUUUCCCAUAAUGCUGAUUGCUACUAAGCCUGAUACGGAUGCUGUCAUUGACAUUGAAGGAGUUGGUUUAUUUAAGGAAUCUGUUUUUGAAUUAAGGCUGAAAAGUCAGACAAGAAAUCCUGAACCAUUCACUGCACACUUCCUACCUGGCAGUGAUCUGGAGUUUUUUGUAAAACCUCAGGCUGGAGAACUUCUUCCUUGUAACACAAACGGAACUGUCAUCACUGUAGGAUUUAAACCUAAAAUGUACUGUAGGAAAUAUAAAGCAACAUUAGUAAUACAGACAGAAGAAAUGUACUGGAUAUAUGAGAUCAACGGAUUAUCUCCAACUACCGUGGCACCGAAAAAUGCAAAAUCCAAAAUUGAUGCUACUCACAAGACACAUGACAACGUGCCAGUCCAUCCACGUAAUUUUGUCCGUGAAAAUGCUAAACUCAUAAGAACGGGGGUGUCUUCCACCAUCAAAGGUGCUCCUUUGGUGAUGAAGAAUCAAUAA
Messenger RNA from Rhinopithecus roxellana (golden snub-nosed monkey), 9525 nucleotides. RefSeq names its product cilia and flagella associated protein 47 (gene CFAP47). The coding region runs from base 1 to 9525 and encodes 3174 amino acids. NCBI's taxonomy places the organism in Eukaryota, Metazoa, Chordata, Mammalia, Primates, Cercopithecidae. The record is from RefSeq and is a predicted model, not a curated record. The transcript is spliced from 64 exons. Gene Ontology annotation, molecular function: protein binding.